CGGUCUGUCUGAACGGCGGCUGCACUGGAACGCGCGAGUGGCAGGGCGAACUGGGCGGGCUCGUGCGCUGUCACUGCAUUUUUUUCUGAUGGGGAUUUCCAGAGGAAGUGCAGAGCAAAGGGGCUUUCCAACGGCGGAGAACCGAGAUCAACACCGUGGGGAUGCGGCGGCGCCUCUCCUGCCAAAAUGUCCUUUUCUUUACAUUUAUGCCAUAUUCGAGAGUGCACGCGAACCCAACAGAGGCUACCGUUUAGUCGCGUGGCUGUAGCCGCUCUUUUAAACACUCAUGACGCUUACUAGACUUGCGGUUACACCGUUUACGGGGCUUUCGCGUGUGUGAAUGCCGUUUACCGAAGCGGAGUCUGUUAAGAUUGCCCAGAAAAACAGUGGUGUUGGAUUGGACGGCGACAAGGAUCUAAUACAUGUGAUGUCAUCAGGGCGGAAUGGGGACGGCCGUGAGGUGCAGGUGCCCCAGCAGAGGGCGCCCUCGCUGGCGCAGAAGCCCUGGAGCGAGCCUGGCUUCCUGCCGCUCCAGGCUGGGUUCCGGGACCACUUCGUCCUGCCGCCCGAGCCCAAGUACUGCUGCCAGGCCUGCCGGCUGGUCCUGUGCAACCCGCGCCAGACCGAGUGCGGCCAUCGCUUCUGUGAGACCUGCAUCUCUGAGCUGCUCAGAGCGUCCCACCCAGUGUGUCCUGCAGAUAUGGAGCCACUCUUUGAGGACAAGAUAUUCAGGGAUGUGUGCUGCCACAGGGAGAUCAUGGGUCUGAAGGUGUACUGCAGGAGUGAGAAGAAUGGUUGCAGAGAACAGAUGUGUCUACAUCAGGUUAUGGAUCACCUGACGGUGUGCCCAUAUUUUGAGGUGCCAUGCCCUCUGGGGAAGUGUAAGGAGAGGAUGAUGAGGAAGGACAUGCCCGACCAUCUGAACUGGAAGUGUCGACACCGCGAAGCCACCUGCGAAUUCUGCAAACACAAGAUGGCCCAGACAGAGCUACAGAAACACAAGGACACCGUGUGCCCUGCUUUCCCUGUGGCCUGUCCCAAUAACUGCACCUACUCCUCCAUCCUGCGCAGCGAGCUGCAGAGACACCAGCAGGACUGUCCCAAGGCCCAGGUCACCUGCUCCUUCCACCGCUACGGUUGCACCUUCAAGGGUCUGAACCAGGAAAUGAAAGAGCACGACUCCCUCUGUGUCUCUGAACACCUGCGGCUGAUGGUGGCCAAGAACACUACCCUGGAGGCUAAGGUGGAGGAUGUUAAGGGCGAGCUACAGGAGCGCUAUAAGGUGCUGCCAGGUCUGAACGCUCGGCUGAUGGAGGUGGAGUCUCGGCACGAGGAGAUGAGAGAGAAGAACCGGCAGCUGGAACAGAAGCUGGCAAAUAUACAGAAGCAGCUGAGCUCUCACUCAGAGAAGCUGAUGGAGCUGGAAAUGGAGCUGCGUUCCUUCCGUUCGGUGCGUGAGGAUGUGGAGACCCUGCGGGGGGCGGUAGAGAGCAUCCGCACACGCGUCACUGCGCUGGAGGGCAGCCGUGGUCCCUCCAACUCCGGACCGCAUGCGCUCGCAGGCUCCCUGGAGACGCAGCUCUCUCGCCAUGACGACAUGCUGAGCGUGCACGAGAUCAGGCUGGCGGACAUGGACCUCCGUUUCCAGGUGCUGGAGACGGCCAGCUUCAACGGCACGCUCAUCUGGAAGAUCCGUGACUACAAGCGGCGGAAACAGGAGGCGGUGGCGUCUAAGACGCUGUCCCUGUACAGCCAGCCCUUCUACACCGGCUACUUUGGGUACAAGAUGUGCGCGCGCGUGUACCUGAACGGGGACGGCAUGGGCAAGGGCACGCACCUGUCGCUGUUCUUCGUGGUGAUGCGCGGCGAGUACGACGCCCUGCUCACCUGGCCCUUCAAGCAGAAGGUGACGCUGAUGCUGAUGGACCAGGGCCCCGCCCGCAAGCACCUGGGCGACGCCUUCAAGCCCGACCCCAACAGCAGCAGCUUCCGCAGACCCACGGGAGACAUGAACAUCGCGUCCGGCUGCCCCCUCUUCGUCGCGCAGACCGUGCUGGAGAACGGCACCUACAUCAAGGACGACACCAUCUUCAUCAAGGUCACCGUGGAUACCUCUGAUCUGCCCGACCCCUGACCCCUCAACUCUCACCCCACCCAGCAGCUGGGGGGCCUGCAACAAACACAGCUCAGGACACCCGGAGAGAGAGAGAGAGGGUGAGAGAGGAGAGAGAGAGAGAGAGAAAGGGUGAGAGAGAGAGCGUGAGAGAGAGAUGAGGUGAGAGAGAGAGAGGGUAAGAGAGAGAGAUGGGGUGAGAGAGAGAGAGUGAGACAUAGGGUGUGAGAAUGUGAAAGAGAGCGAGACCGGGUGAGAGAGGGAUCGGGAGAGAUGGACAGAGAGACAUGGGGAGAAUGAUAGGGGUGUGGAGAGAGGUUAAUGAGAGAGAUGGAUAGGGAGGGAGAGAGAGAGAGGUAGUGGGAAGUUAAUGAGAGAGAAAAAAGAGUGUGGAGUGGGUUAAUGUGAGAGAGAUGGACAGAGUAGCAGAUGUAGAUAUGGAGAAAGAAAGA
Anguilla rostrata (American eel) is the source of this 2565-nucleotide messenger RNA. It is a transcript of the gene traf3, whose product is annotated as TNF receptor-associated factor 3. Bases 341 to 2134 code for a protein of 597 amino acids. The record is from RefSeq and is a predicted model, not a curated record. Gene Ontology annotation, biological process: regulation of apoptotic process; Toll signaling pathway; regulation of cytokine production. The transcript has 11 exons. Gene Ontology annotation, molecular function: tumor necrosis factor receptor binding; zinc ion binding. NCBI's taxonomy places the organism in Eukaryota, Metazoa, Chordata, Actinopteri, Anguilliformes, Anguillidae.